UUCUCUCACGUAUAGUGUAUCCAUUAGUAUCCAAGGGAUACCGGCGAAAUGCAUCGAUAUUGUGUAUAAAAGCAGACUGCAAGGCAUCUCCGAUUCAGUGUUACAAAGAUGAUUUUAACGGUCAUGGCACUUUGCAUCGCCACAGUGUUAACCGUACCAACACAGGAUAAGAUAAGCAGCUCAUCAGCACUUUUCGAAAACGCUUUUCUCUCUGCUGAUUUCGAUCAGAACAAUCUUGUAGAAUUGCUGAGCUCUGAUGCGAUUAAUUGUUUCCCACCGGAGGAUAGACGACACAAAUACGAGUGGGCUGGAGGCUUCAACCAGAAACAUUUUCUAGAUGAAUUAAACAGCAGCGACAAUAGUGUUGAUAUGGAUAGUAGUUAUAUCGAUGAAACUCCGAAGAAAAAACGUUUGGAUAAGAAAAAUGACAAAAAUGUGGAAUCGGAUUCCUACGCGCAAUAUCCGACUUCUUGUGCAUGUCAAACAAAGUACGAGCUGCUUGAUUUGGGCUACACGCACUUUCCGAGGUACAUCGUUAACGCAAUCUGUCAAAAUCGAAACAUCAACAGUCGCAAGUGUUGGCGUGGCCUGCGCUGCAAAGAGAUUCCCUACAAGGUACGUGUAUUGACCAAGCGCUCGGAGAGCGAAUCGAACGAUCCGGAUCACCAUUCCACAUUGCUACCAGAACCACUACGCGAUUUUUGGCGCUUCAAAACGGUAACUAUUGCUGCGGCUUGCCAGUGCUCUGUUUAAAAACUCUACUAUAUUGGAAUUAAUAUAAGCUUGUGUAAUGUAAGUUUCAUAAUUUCAAAUGUAAUAUAAACACAGUUAUGACAAGAAAAAAAGAAAGCCAUUAUUUUGAAAAAAAUCAAUAAAGUAAAGCCAUAUGCACUACAGUCCGCUGCGAAAUGGGACCUUUUCAAACGCGAGACAAUAUUACGGUUUCAGGUUCAA
Messenger RNA from Topomyia yanbarensis, 954 nucleotides. RefSeq lists its product as uncharacterized. Gene Ontology annotation, molecular function: prothoracicotrophic hormone activity. Lineage: Eukaryota; Metazoa; Arthropoda; Insecta; Diptera; Culicidae. Bases 109 to 753 code for a protein of 214 amino acids. The record is from RefSeq and is a predicted model, not a curated record. The transcript has 3 exons.